ACCCUUCUCGACAACGUGUCACUUGAGGACACCCAACAGGCUUCGUCUCAAAGUGCCGUUACUGGUUCGCGACUCGUGUGGGGGAGUAAGGAUAAUAGAAGCAACGCCAGUUCACGGCUAGGAUGGGGAAGUAAAGAAAGUAAAGUAAUGGUGGAAUCGGUGGAAGCCUGGGACUCCACAUUGUCCGCUUACGCCCUUCCGAAUAUGGAUCCCCUGCCUGCUUCAGAUUUUCCUCCCAUUAAGGGGGUCACUUGUUUCUGUCAUGACAUAUCUAUGGAGGGGAAAACCGAACACGAUGGCUCCGUUAGAUUUUGUGCGAUGAAGAAGAGGAUGAUGCACAUUUUCUCUAUUAGAGAUAAAUGGGUUGAAGAGGCGGCGUGGGAUGUGGGAGCCCGUGCGUGGGACGUUGCAAUGGCAAAGCUUCCCAAGGGCUAUUGGUAUUUAUGUCGAAGAGUUGAAUUACCUUACGUCGUUGCAUUGCUACGCAAUAAUCACAUCGAAGUUCAUAAUAUCAUGGAUCAGAAACUCGUGCAAAGUUUUCAACUCGCGACAAAAUCAAGGACAAUCUCAACCGGCCCGGGAAUUAAAGUCGACGCGAUAUUGGACAAUGCGACGUUGGACGCGAACCAUGUUGACAAGGCUUUAGAAUUAGCCGAUCAAGCAAUAAGUACUGCAACGCCAGAAAAUGUUUACGGCGAAAGAAUGGCAAGCUUUAAUCAUUUCUUUGGGUUUAUUUAUCUUGGUGAAACGCUAUUCGAUCUGGCGCUACCAUUGUUCGAAAAGGGAAAAAUCGAUCCUCGCGUUUUGAUUAGAUUUUUUUCUGAAAUGAGAGAUGUGCUCGACGAGAAUGAGCCCGUUAACAUAUACUCCGGGGUUAAGGAAGUCGCCGACCGGCUAGGAAGCAUCGAAGAUAUAGUGUCGGGCACCAUGAUAAAAAAUUAUGAUCCGCACAUCAAACCAGAUAUCGAGACAGCUCCAGCUACACAGAAGCUUAGUAAAAUCCUCAUUACGAACGCAAAAGAAAUGCUGCAAAAGUUUUUGACGUGGGAUCGAGAGCAACGAAAAUCAUCGGGGAAAGUUUUGACGAAAGAAGAUAAAGCCAUUCUAAAAGCGGUCGAUAACGCGUUAGUCCGUUUAUAUUCAGAAACGAAUUCGGUUGAUUUGUUGAGAAAUUUAUUGGAGGGUGAUAAUCAAUGUGAUUUAGAUCUAUGCAAAAAGAUCUUGGAAGACCAUAAGGAGUAUAGAAAAGCUUUGGAAAUUUGGAAAAGCCUUAUUGAUCAAAAAAACUCGAAUCAAGAUUUCCCCGAUGGAUUACAAAAGAUGGCCGAUUUUCUUGCAAAAUCAAGUGACCAAGAAUUCUUUUGGGAACAUGCGAGUUGGGUCAUUCAUAGAGAUGAGAUAAUAGGGGCGAAGAUAUUCACUCGACAAGACUCGAAGAAACAUCUUCAUAUUGAUCCGAACGUAGUAAUAAAAGAGCUGAGAUCGGUUGGAAAGAGUGGUCUGAAAGUAUACCUCGAGUACUUGAUUACUUCGCGUAAAAGUCAGGAAGAGGAACAUCACACGGAAUACGCAUUAUUGUGCAUAAAAGGUCUUCAAGCAGAAUUACUUCGAGAAGAAGUACAAUCAAAAUUUGAAGUGCUGACGGAUUCUUUCGUUAAACGCAAAGGAACUAGACAGACAUAUCUCUCAUUCUUAAAUGGUCAACCGACAGAUGAUACAUUGUCGCAAGCACGUACGAAAUUGAUGACUUUCAUGCAGACAUCAACUCGCUUAAACGCCGAAGAAGUCUUGACCAAAUUAAAGGAAAUCGAAGUAUUGAAGGCAGAAUUAGCCAUUGUUUUUGGAAAGUUAGGACAACAUGAAACCGCAUUAAGGAUUUUAAUAAAUGACCUGAAAGAUUAUCGAGGUGCUGAAAUAUAUUGCCUUCACGCCGGUCGCAUGAUCGGCAUGAUAAAUAAGAGUACAUCGAAGAAAUAUAUUGAUAAAAAGAUAAGUGAGGAGAAAAGUCAAUUUGCAACAAGACGAGAUUUAUUUCUGACGUUGCUGAAGGUCUAUCUUGAAAUGGAAAAUAGAGACGAGAUAGUAGACAUAAUAAUUCAUCUAUUAAAUACUCAAGCCGUUUACAUGGACAUUAUGGAGGUUUUAUCUCUUCUGCCAAAAUAUUGGUCUGUGGAAAUGUUAAAUGAAUUCUUAAUCCGUUCGCUCAGGAAAAAUUAUCACGAAUACAGAGAAGGACAGAUCCUCAAAGGACUAUGCCGUGGCGAAAAUACAAUGAUAACACACGAGUUAUUUCAAAAGUACAAAGAAAUUGGACCCAUAAUCAUUACGCAAAAUGUAGUUUGCGCUGCAUGCAAAAAACACAUUAGCGGAGCUGGAUUUAAAAGACUACCGAAUAGUGACAUAGUACACGUUCGAUGUGGCGUCGAUGAUGAACAUGGUGAAGGCAGUGAUGUCGCAGAAUACGAAGAUUUGAUCGAUGUCGAUAGGUCUCUCCCAUUGGGUGCUAGUUAA
This is a messenger RNA of Acaulospora colombiana, 2511 nucleotides long. NCBI's taxonomy places the organism in Eukaryota, Fungi, Glomeromycota, Glomeromycetes, Diversisporales, Acaulosporaceae. The record is from the annotation of a GenBank genome assembly.